Alligator sinensis (Chinese alligator) is the source of this 1322-nucleotide messenger RNA. RefSeq lists its product as uncharacterized. Lineage: Eukaryota; Metazoa; Chordata; Crocodylia; Alligatoridae. The record is from RefSeq and is a predicted model, not a curated record. The transcript has 2 exons. Bases 582 to 1223 code for a protein of 213 amino acids.
GUAGAUUCCGGGUAAUGUGGGGAGUAGUAUAUAGGGUACACAUCUUGUCAAACUGACAAGCCCUGCCCACUGACAGAUGCCCUGCCCCUGGCCCUGCCCCUGGCCCCAUCCUAGCUCCACCCCAACCCCCCCUAGACACGCCCCCUGCCCGCCAUCUUGGCUGGCAUCUUUGGCCGCCAUCUUACGGUCGGAAGUCCUCCCCCUAACCCCUGACCUUUGCCACCAGAAACUUCACCCCUGAACCCUCCUGGCAGCUGUGUUGGUGGCCAUCUUGGCCACCAUGUUGCAUCCCAGAACACCCUGCUCCCAUCACAUGGCCUGUGACCUCACCAGGCCCAGCUGCCUGGGACCCAUGUUGGUGGCCAUCUUGACCGCCAUGUUCCAUCCCAGAACACCCUUUUCCCAUCACAUGGCCUAUGACAUCAGAAGAGUCACUCCUUAACCGGGAAACUCCUCCACCCCAUAAUGCCGCUGAGCCAAUAGGGGGGCAAGUAUAGGGGUGGGGGGUGGGACCUAGGCUGGCAGUCCCUGGCCUGUCUCUUGUCUAAAUCCUGUUGGGAAAACCCUCCAAACUAGGCCGCAUGUUUUCUGAGACCACGCUAAUACAGACAGAAACAAAUAUGGAUUCUUACACUUUGGAAGCCUCAGGCACUGUUCAGACCUCUCUCAACAGCACUAUGGGUGAGAUCUCAGUGAUUGAGACAGAUUCCCGGACUCCCAAAACAGAUCCGGGGACCGUGGCAUACCCUCAACAGACCGCAUCAGAGCCACAGGCAGAGAGCCUGGGAGUGGCAGACAACCUCAACCCCAAAGACUCUGCUGAGGGAGCAAGUAUGAAUUCUUACACCACACCAGUAAGACACUUUGUUCCUGCUUUACCACAAAGACCAGAUAAAUGUCUGCCAAGAAAAUGCUACUGUAGCGACAGUUCUGAAGAGGGGGAGAUUAAGGAGAGUAGCCGCCUAAGCCAAGAGUUUCCUGAGAUGUUUGGUGGCCAAGGGCCCAGAGUAGAUGCUGAUGAUUCUGGAGAAGAGGGGUGUCUCAUUUUGGAUGCUGAGGGAGAAGAAGAUGUCUCUGGGGGGGCAGAGCCACUGGUGAGUGUUUUGAACUUGGAGAGGAGCUGGUGUGUGUGUGUGUGUGUGUGUGUAAAUCUUAUGUGGAUAAAACCCACAAAUGUAAGGAGAGGCAAUGCAAACAGUGCUACGGGCAGAUCAAGGAUGUAGACAAGCACCAGUGCUUUAUGCCCCAGAUUACUAAACCUGAAAUAGGGGAGGGUUACAUUUUUUAUGAUUUUGAAUGCAUGCAGGAGACUGGGAUUCACA